Mizuhopecten yessoensis (Yesso scallop) is the source of this 4998-nucleotide messenger RNA. RefSeq lists its product as uncharacterized. Gene Ontology annotation, cellular component: membrane. The coding region runs from base 809 to 1366 and encodes 185 amino acids. The transcript is spliced from 4 exons. The record is from RefSeq and is a predicted model, not a curated record. NCBI's taxonomy places the organism in Eukaryota, Metazoa, Mollusca, Bivalvia, Pectinida, Pectinidae.
UAUGUGUGUACGGUGUAUAGCGAUAUAUGUGUGUGGAGAUGUUACAUCAUAGUUUAUGUACAUAUAUAUACUGAAGAUACAUCUAUUGUGAUACAUUCUUCUAAAGUUCUCGCAUGUGCUGCAUUCUAUCCCUGUUGCGACCUUGCCGAAGAGAUGUAAUCUAUGGUCACGUGAUAAGGAAGGAGGUAUACAUUUGGACUCCCUAUCUUAUAUAGUCAGUGACCCCUUUGGGAACUGGAAUUAGUUUGAUAGAUGUUAAAGAGACUGUGUAAUUUAUCUCCCUACUAGCUGCUAUAGAUUUGGAUCUUUGUGAUUCGUGCUUUGAGUUCUUGGGCUAACAAACCCGAGGAAUGUUUACAAAGUAAACAAAUAAAUGCAGGUAUAUUUUGCUUGGUGCAGUUUACAACAUGGAGGAUAUGUGAGGAUUCAAGCUGCUGAAUGACGUAGAUUAUUAUCUUUCGUCGAUACACACAAGUAUACAUAACAGUGGUUAAGUCUAAAGAAGGCUAUCAGGAGGAGAUAACUUUAUGUGUUAAUUGAAAAAAGCUGCGUGGAUAUUACGUCAUUAAAAUAUCUCCGUUAUAUGACAUAUCCGUUUUUAUUAGUAGCAAAUUCAAAUAGCAGUAUAAAACGUGUUCAGACUAAGUCAUUGCUUUGACGUCAGAUUACUGAUUUCUGGACCUAUACUGCAUCGUACUUUUCCUUCUAUGGUUUAAAGUUGCUAAGUGUGAAAGUAUAGUCCUAAUAUUACACAAUCAAGUUAUUUACUUCCUGGAUUAUCGUUUUAUAACGUCAUCAAUACGUCAUCAUGAGGAGAAGCACAUUUAACGUCAUCGGGAUAUCAUGUACGUCACUGAACGUGCUGCUGACAAUCUUAGCGUUCGCCCCGCCCUAUUGGCUGGUCAGUGCGUAUGGCCGGAUGACCCGGCUAGGACUAUGGGCUCGCUGUAACGAUGUGUUUAACCAUGGAGAAUGUGUAUGGUCAAUGGGCGGUCGAGCGCCUUACCAAGAUUCCCUACCACAAUGGUUCAAGGCCACACAGGGUCUGAUGUCAGUGGGACUGGGCUUGGCUCUCCUGGCGCUCAUCGUGGCCACGCUUGCGCUGUGUUGUCAAUGUCAUGGCUGUAACUAUGCAGGCGUUGUGGCAGGGCUACUCCUCCUGUGUUUCCUGUGCAUCGGAGUGGCAGUGGCGCUAUUUGGGAUCAAAGCGAGCCAGGAUUUCAAUGCUGUAGUGACGUCAGAGGAUCUUGCGUUAGGCCAAGAAUACAAAUAUGCCUGGUCAUUCUGGUUAGCAGCAGGAGCUUCCGGUAUGGCCCUAAUCACCUCCAUUGUAUACGGAUGUGCCGGACUCAGCACGCAGAAUUAAAUAGCAUAACAUGUAAUCACAUACCAUAACGUCGAACAAAAUCGGGAACCCUCGGCAUUUUCCGUAAACAGAAAUGCCAAGGAACGGCAUUGUCAGUAAACAGAAAUGCCAAAUGCCAAGGAACGGUAUUUUCCGUAAACAGAAAUGCCGAUCAGGUAGCAUAAUAUUUUCACAAACCAUACCGUCGUGCACAAUCAGGAACACUUGGAAUUUCCAUAAUACUCCCGUUCACGGAAAAUGGAGGCGGUUCCCAAUAUAAGGUCGACAGAAAGAUUCUACGCGCCUUUUUAAGUUUAUAUGACAUUUUCAACAGAUUAUUGAACGCAAAUAUGAAGAUUUGAAAACAAACCUUGGACACUGAAUGUGAAAAUGCUAUAAUGGAACAAAAUGUUUUCAUAAGCAUGACAGUGUUCGUUUUAUGCUGAUGUUUACGUAACAAUUCAUCCGUACAUUUUGAGGAAGAACGCAAGGUUCAUUAGACAUUAAUUAAGACAUGAACUUUUAUAUAGUUAUGACAUAAACUAAACACGAAUGAAAUAGGAGACAAAUUAGACUUGAACGAUUUACCUAAUAUGUCAUAUUAGACAUACAAAAAUGUAAAUUAGACUUGAAUUUGAUAUCAACUAAGUUUUAAAACUAAACAUGAUUUUGACAUAUUCUAAGAUAGACAAAUAUAUAUUUACUUGACAUAUACUAAAAUAAAAGAAUUAGACAUGAACUUGACAUAUACUAAGAUAGAAAAAUAGAUAUGAACUUGACAUAAACUAAGAUAGACAAUUAGACAUGAACUUGACAUAAACUAAGAUAGGAAAUUAAACAUGAACUUGACAUGAACUAAGGUAGACAAUUAGACAUGAACUUGACAUAAACUAAGAUAGGAAAUUAGACAUGAAUUUGACAUAAACUAAGAUAGGAAAUUAGACAUAAACUUGACAUAAACUAAGAUAGGAAAUUAGACAUGAACGAAACAUGAACUUAGAUAUGAUAUAAAACAUAAAUUAUAUAUGAUUUGAGAAAAUAACUUAGUUGUGAAAUUAUGUAAUUUAAGUAUAACAUGCAAUGAUAAUCAAGAUUGCUGGCUUCAUCAUGUAUUAACUUUUCAAAAGUAUUUCCUUAUUGUAAAAUGUACUAUCUUGACAUGAUCAUUUUGUAUAAUUACAGCUACUCUUUUCAUUUUCAUUUCGAAAUAACUCAUAUAUUUUUUUUAUUUUAUAUUUUCAUUAUUUGGCAAUGACCACAAAGGCAAAUCCGCCUCAAACACUAUGUCAUAAAGCAUGCUAUUGAAAACUCAAUAGGUAAGUGUCAAGUGUCAUACGUUUGUUAGCGGGAAACAAUAGGUUGCUUUCGUUAACUUGUUAGUGGAUAUAUUGAUUGAUAUAGAAAGAACAGGUUGCGCAUGCAAUUAAGGAUGAGUCUCAGCUGAUGUUUCUUAUUUUGAAACAUUAUUGUAUUACCCAUUGUUGGUAUGCAUUAGAAAUGACGUCAAUAGCAUAUUAACAGUAAAUAAUCUUAUUUGAGUUCUAUGACGCUCCGGGGCCGCGAUGGCUGAGUAAUCAAUGCAUGUUACAGUCAGACCUACUUGUUGCACGGUCAAGGUCUACGUCGGGAAAUCUUCAGGUACCUUCGGCAGGUCGGUGGUUUUUCUCUGGGUACUCCGGUGUCCCCAAACAACAAAACCUAGCACGUCCUUGAAUAACCCUAGCCGUUAUUAGGACGUAAACCUUAAACAAACCGAACAAUUACUCUUCAAAAUCCUAUCUCAAUGGGUUACAAGCGUUGCCAGAUCAUGCGAUUUAUUUGUGUUCUCUAGGACCUGUUUGAUACCAGAUUAAGUGGUCACAGGAUUUACAUUUUAUGCUUAACGUGUACAGUUAUCAUGUAGACUCACAGUCAUAAUAAAAAAUGAUUAUUUUUCUCCUUUGUGUAUACCCGAAAAUGCGACAAAGUUUGUUUUGAAGAGAGAUUUUGUUGAGGGUUUCAGAGAUGGUAAACGAUAGUUUCCCUAUUGUUGUAUUUGUUUUUAUCACAUUUUUGCGGUUGAAAACAAACAACUCAUAUUAGCUCAUGUUCGAUAAGUAAAGGCACAGCAGUGGCGAGAAAUACAGAACAGAGAACAACUAUUAUCAUAAAAGUUCGGGAAAUCGAACACGAGAAUUUUGUUUUAAACAUUUACAUGUAGCUCAUUACAAAAUCCUGGUAUUUUCUGAAACGUGCCUUGUAUGUUUAACUUUUGCCUUUUUAAACUUUUUCAUUAAAUUAUUUAAAGGAGGAAAUACAAUAGUGUCCCCCUUUCAUCAAUUAUUCUUUAUUUACUCAUCUAUUUCAUUUCAUCUGAUUUUUUUUUAUAUUCAACGUGUUUCAUUAUACAUUUUUUUUUUUUUUUAUCAAACCAUGACUUUUUAAAGUACUUCUAUUUUUUUAAACUAUCUUUUAACAAUCUGCUUUAUAUUGAGCUAAUUUGUAAUUUAAUGGAAGGCGUUAACACUUUGAUUAUUCGUGCUAGUGUCUUCCGUUCACGAUACACUAUAUAUACACUGUAUAAAACACCAACAAAUAUUAUUUAGUCUACUAGAACAACUUUAGGGUUGAAAUAUUGUAAAAUAAUUCUUAUAUUGUAAUCUGAUUGUGGUAAAUGUCUGUUGUGGAAAUGAUCGCGUUGUGGAAAUGAUCGCGGAAAUGAUCGCGUUGUGGAAAUGAUCGCGGAAAUGAUCGCGUUGUGGAAAUGAUCGCGUUGUGAUAAUGAUCGCGUUGUGGAAAUGUUCGCAUUGGUAAUGAUUUUGAAAUCUUUAUAUUCUUAUAUAUCUUUCAUCUAUAAAGUAUAUAAAUGAAUAUUCGCAUGUUGAUAUUUUCGAUUGAUUUACUCAAUGCGAAAAAAUGCGAGCAUUUAUUUCCCACCGCGAAAAUUUCUGUGUUUACAGAUUUCCUACGCAAAGGAUUGAAGUAGUGUGUGUAAAGAUGGAACUACUCAACGACAACUUGAUAUGGGUAGUUAUAAAAUGUUUUUAGGUUAAAAAAAGAAGUUACAUAAACUAAUGUACCUAGUCAUGGAGCUACAGAAAAUUAUGCAAUGAUGAAAAACAAUUUUCACCUUCUGAUGUUUUCAAUUUUCGUUAGGAGUUACUCUUCAAUGUAUUUCUGUACAGUGUUUAAUGAAAACCAAUGGGUUUGCUCAAGUCUCAUCUUCGAUACUCCAGGGGUUAUGCUCACUGAUGCUCCCUGAACCCCUAGGAUAUGACAUAUUCCAUGGGUGCAGAGAGCGAAAGUUAACGUAACCCCUGGGGUAUCGAGGACCCUCCAGUAAGAGUGUUAAACUGGGAGUUGGAUGUUAACAGUAUUAUUUUUAUAUUUACACAGAAUUUUGGUAUCAUAAAUUCAUACGUAUCACGAAUUCGAUAAAUUGUUAAGUUAAGAAAGCUAUGUUAUAUAUCAGACUUACUGCCUGUAGCUGUAAGCCUGUACGUUGCCACGGGGAAUGUAUAAAUUUAACUAACAUUUUUGAAAUUAGUACUAGGUUUUGUUUACGAUCAAUUAUAUACGAUUUAUUCUUAGCUUGGGUAUGAAUUUGAGAGGCAGGGUCUUCGGAUUUUUUUUAUGUGAGUUGAAAUAUUAAACAUAUACUGCAAUUCGGAAAG